This is a messenger RNA of Eucalyptus grandis, 2066 nucleotides long. RefSeq names its product ATP-dependent 6-phosphofructokinase 6. Gene Ontology annotation, cellular component: cytoplasm. Gene Ontology annotation, molecular function: 6-phosphofructokinase activity; ATP binding. The record is from RefSeq and is a predicted model, not a curated record. Lineage: Eukaryota; Viridiplantae; Streptophyta; Magnoliopsida; Myrtales; Myrtaceae. Bases 284 to 1747 code for a protein of 487 amino acids. The transcript is spliced from 13 exons. Gene Ontology annotation, biological process: glycolytic process; fructose 6-phosphate metabolic process.
AAUCAAAAUGCCGCCACCAGUCUUCUCCUCGAAACCGCCGGCGCGCCGCCGCAGUAACCAUUUCCGAUGCCUCUCCACGUCCCUUCGCACCACCCUGUCCACUGGCGGAGCCUCUACUUCCUCCCGAGGCUUUAAACCUUCGCUUCCAUGGACUUCUCCCGUUCGUUUUGAUCCACCGUCGCUCGUCGAACAUCGGGAACCGAACGAUAGCCUUCGAGACCAUCGGUAGCCUGAACGGAAAACGGAGAGAGGGAGUUUACUUCUUCUGGAGCAUCUCGAGUCGAUGGAUUCCUCGAACGAUUCGCGUUUCAAGGUGAUCAAGGGCGACGCCGGUUACGUGCUCGAAGACGUGCCUCAUCUGUCCGAUUACAUCGCCGGCAUUUCGACAUAUCCCAAUCCAUUACAGUCCCACCCUGCAUAUUCAGUGGUCAAGCAAUACUUUGUGAACGUGGAUGCCAGUGUUGCUCAAACUGUUGUUGUUCACAAGAGCAGUCAAAGAGGGAUUCAUUUUCGACGUGCAGGACCUCGCCAAAGGGUGUACUUUGAAUCAGAUGAAGUACGUGCAUGUAUUGUGACAUGCGGGGGACUUUGCCCGGGGGUGAACACAGUGAUCAGGGAACUUGUGUGUGGCCUGUACCACAUGUAUGGUGUCAGCAAAGUGCUGGGAAUAGAGGGAGGGUACAAAGGUUUCUAUUCUAGAGAUUUCAUUGAUUUAUCACCCAAAGUUGUCAACAACAUACAUAAACGUGGAGGCACCAUCCUGGGGACGUCACGAGGCGGCUAUGAUAACAAAAAGAUAGUCGAUAGCAUUCAGGAUCGUGGUAUUAAUCAGGUUUAUAUCAUUGGAGGCGAUGGAGCUCAAAAGGGAGCGGAAUUAGUUUGUGAGGAAGUGAGACGCCGUGGCCUCAAAGUAGCUGUUGCUGGGAUCCCCAAAACCAUAGACAAUGACAUCCUGGUCAUUGACAAAUCUUUUGGAUUUGAUACUACUGUUGAGGAGGCUCAGCGUGCGAUUAAAGCUGCUCAUGUUGAAGCUGAAAGUUUUUGUAAUGGUAUCGGAGUGGUGAAAUUAAUAGGACGUCACAGUGGUUUUAUUGCUAUGUAUGCUACGCUAGCCAGCAGAGAUGUGGAUUGUUGCCUCAUUCCAGAGUCACCAUUUUUUCUUGAGGGAAAAGGUGGCCUUUUGGAAUAUAUUAAGAAAAGGCUUAAAGAAAAUGGACACAUGGUUAUUGUGAUAGCUGAAGGAGCAGCAGAGGGCUUAAUCCCGCAGAACCAGAAGACCAGAAAUCAGCUAGAGGGUUUAGAAAGCAAGGAAUUUGGUUUAUGGAUAUCUCAGAGAAUAAAGGAUCAUUUUGCGACUGAGGACAUGAUGCCUAUUAACCUGAAAUUCAUAGAUCCUACCUACAUGAUCCGGGCUGUUCCAAGCAAUGCAUCUGACAAUAAUUACUGCACACUUUUAGCCCACAGUGCAAUUCAUGGAGCGAUGGCCGGAUAUUCGGGCUUCACUGUCGGACCGGUCAAUGCGAGACAUGCCUACAUUCCUUUCCAUCGCGUGACCGCGGGGCGGAAGAAGGUUGUCGUGACCGACAGGAUGUGGGCGAGACUUCUCUCUUCAACCAACCAGCCCAGCUUCUUGGGCUCCUCCAGAGAUGUUGAAGCCAAUAACGAGGAAGAGCCAUCGACGCCGUCGCUGGAUGGAGAGAACUCCAAAGAUAAAACCGGCACUAAUGGCGUUGCUGCCGUUCUGUAACCCAUACAUGGAAAGAUGGCUUCUCCUUUGCCUCCUGCAACUAUUUGCUGUGCAUCGUAUGUUGAAGUUAUCUAUGUCUUGUUCAUAUGACUUAUAUGUGUCGUCCACCCUCAUAAUCACACAGUUUGUAAAUUGUAUUUCUAAUCUGGGAUGGGAUAUGGAGAAGGAAUAACUAGUGCUUUUGCUCUUGUCGUUGCCAGCUAUAAUUUGCCGGGACUCGGUACAUUUUGUUCGUCUGCAAUGUAUAUUUGAAGCCUCUUGCUUGAUGUUUGCGAGGGCUUGAUCCUCAUCAAUGGAAAUAGUGCUUUUGUUUAUAAAA